Messenger RNA from Python bivittatus (Burmese python), 1758 nucleotides. It is a transcript of the gene KCNC1, whose product is annotated as potassium voltage-gated channel subfamily C member 1. The record is from RefSeq and is a predicted model, not a curated record. Gene Ontology annotation, cellular component: dendrite membrane; presynaptic membrane; neuronal cell body membrane. Gene Ontology annotation, molecular function: protein binding; delayed rectifier potassium channel activity. NCBI's taxonomy places the organism in Eukaryota, Metazoa, Chordata, Lepidosauria, Squamata, Pythonidae. Gene Ontology annotation, biological process: protein homooligomerization; potassium ion transmembrane transport; action potential.
AUGGGCCAGGGCGAUGAAAGUGAUCGUAUUGUGAUCAAUGUGGGAGGGACGAGGCACCAGACUUACCGCAGCACCUUACGCACCUUGCCUGGCACUCGGCUGGCCUGGAUCGCUGAGCCAGAUGCCCACAGUCACUUUGACUAUGACCCCCGUGCAGAUGAAUUCUUCUUUGAUCGGCACCCAGGUGUCUUUGCCCACAUCCUGAACUAUUACCGGACAGGUAAGCUGCAUUGCCCAGCAGAUGUGUGUGGACCUCUGUAUGAGGAGGAGCUAGCCUUCUGGGGCAUUGAUGAAACAGAUGUGGAGCCUUGUUGUUGGAUGACCUAUAGGCAGCAUCGUGAUGCUGAAGAGGCCCUGGACAGCUUUGGUGGAGCACCUCUGGAUAGCAGUGCUGAUGAUGGAGAUGCAGAUGGCACAGGAGACUCAGGUGAUGGUGAAGAGGAGCUGGAGAUGACUAAACGCCUAGCCCUGAGUGACUCCCCAGAUGGAAGGCCUGGGGGCUUUUGGAAGAGGUGGCAGCCCCGGAUCUGGGCGCUCUUUGAAGAUCCCUAUUCCUCCAGAUAUGCAAGGUAUAUCGCAUUUGCCUCCCUCUUCUUCAUUCUGGUUUCCAUCACUACCUUUUGCCUCGAGACCCAUGAGAGAUUUAAUCCUAUCGUUAACAAGACAGAGAAGGAAAUUGUUGGGAAUGACACCCAGGUGCGGGUCUAUCAGGAGACUGAGACGGAGGCUUUCCUGACCUACAUUGAAGGGGUCUGCGUGAUUUGGUUUACUUUUGAGUUUCUGAUGAGGGUCAUUUUCUGCCCCAACAAGAUGGAAUUUAUCAAAAAUACCUUGAAUAUCAUUGACUUUGUGGCCAUUCUCCCUUUUUACCUGGAGGUUGGACUCAGUGGCCUGUCUUCCAAAGCUGCUAAGGACGUUUUGGGUUUCUUGCGGGUGGUCCGGUUUGUGCGAAUCCUGCGAAUUUUCAAGCUGACCCGCCACUUCGUAGGACUGCGGGUUUUGGGUCAUACUCUCCGUGCCAGCACAAAUGAAUUCUUGCUGCUCAUCAUCUUCUUGGCACUGGGCGUCUUAAUCUUUGCCACGAUGAUCUACUACGCCGAGAGAAUAGGUGCUAAACCCAAUGACCCUAGUGCCAGCGAACACACACAUUUUAAAAAUAUCCCCAUUGGCUUCUGGUGGGCUGUUGUCACCAUGACUACCCUGGGCUACGGAGACAUGUAUCCUCAGACUUGGUCAGGCAUGCUGGUGGGGGCCCUCUGUGCUCUUGCAGGUGUGCUGACCAUUGCCAUGCCUGUACCCGUCAUUGUGAACAAUUUUGGAAUGUAUUACUCCUUAGCUAUGGCUAAGCAGAAGCUACCAAAGAAAAAAAAGAAGCAUAUCCCGCGGCCGCCCCAGCUGGGAUCCCCCAAUUAUUGUAAAUCUGUCAUAAACUCUCCACACCACAGUACUCAGAGCGACACAUGCCCGCUCGCCCAAGAAGAAAUGUUAGAAAUUAACAGAGCAGAUUCGAAACUGAAUGGGGAGGUGGCCAAGGCGGCGCUGGCAAAUGAAGACUGUCCCCACAUAGACCAGGCUAUGUCACCUGAGGAAGGUCUGCCAUUUACCCGUUCUGGCACUCGGGAGAGAUAUGGACCUUGCUUCCUCUUAUCAACCGGGGAAUAUCCCUGCCCGCCUGAUGGAGGAAUAAGAAAGGAUCUUUGCAAAGAAAGUCCUGUCAUUGCUAAAUAUAUGCCAACAGAGGCAGUCAAAGUGACUUGA